Molecule: messenger RNA, 747 nt
Organism: Mesorhabditis spiculigera
Lineage: Eukaryota; Metazoa; Nematoda; Chromadorea; Rhabditida; Rhabditidae
Source: the annotation of a GenBank genome assembly
AUGAGCUCAAUCGGUACCGGUUACGAUCUAGCCGCGUCGACCUUCUCACCGGAUGGACGCCUUUUCCAGGUCGAAUAUGCGCAAAAAGCCGUUGACAACUGCGACACCAUGCUGGCGCUGCGUGGCAAGAACGGCGUCGUCUGUGCUGUAGAAAAAGUCAUCAGCUCGCAGCUCAACGUCGAGAACUACAACCCACGGAUGAUGGCCGCAUCUGAGCACGUUGGGCUUGGGCUGGCCGGCGUCUAUCCGGACUGCAGAAAUCUGAGGGAUUAUGCCGUGGAAGAGUGCCAGAAGUACCUGCGUGACUAUCGCACAACGAUGCCAGCAAAGAAACUAGCCCAAAGCAUUGCCGAGUACGUUCACAUCUUCACGCUCGGCAUCAGCCGUCCGUAUGGCUGCUCGCUGUUUAUCAAUUCCUGGGACAAGAAGGAGGGUGGCAAGAUCUACUUUGUCGAGCCGAACGGUUUGCACUACGAAUACAAGGCCUGGGCCGUCGGCAAGCAUCGCCAGCCAGCGAAAGCCGAGAUUGAGAAGCUGAAGCUGGAGGAGCUGGACCUCGAUGACCUCGUAAAAGAAGCUGUUCGCAUCAUCAUGGCCAUCCGCGAUGAAGGAAAAAAGAAUUGCACAAUCGAAGUCAGCUGGGUGGGCGCGAGGACCAAUGGCGUCGUUGAGCUCGUGCCAAAUGCUGUGCUGGACGCUGCCGAAGAAUGGGCCAAGGCGAAAAUCGACGAGGAUGAUAUGGACGAG